AGUAAUUUUUAGUUGCUGAAUACCCGUGCCAUUAUUCGUCCACUCCUCGGUGAGCCGACAUAACGCCUAGGUAAGCUAUCAACACCAUACCUGAGUCGUAUUUCGUGUCAUGCAUUUCCCCUCUGUUUUCUCUCUGAUGAUCUCGGCUGUCUCCCUUUGCAUGCAAGUGAUUCCCCACUGGGGCGAUUAUUGCCUCACGCAUGUUUGGCGAGGGAUGUGAUAUAGGAUACCCAAACCACCCCGUGUAAACUCAUUGUCAUCGCCACGUGACGUCAGUGGGGGCCGCGCCGCCUGCACAGGACGAGCCAGGGACGAGCAUGGAACGGCCGGUGUUGCGAGCGAUACCUGUUGCCGACGGACCUGACCCUGAGCCCUGCCUCGUUCAAACAAAACCACCCUGGCCUUACCGGUGCGUGGGUGGCCUCUCCAGGCGUUACCAUGGCAACGGCAUUGAUUUGUGACGUCACAGCCGAUGCGCGACAGAAACGACGCGUCGGCGGCGGCGGCGGCGACGGCCGUCCGCGCGCCAUACGGUCCAGUUUGCAGCCGCCGGUGGACGGGCGGCGCGAUGGCUCAGCUCCGCGUCGUCACCGCGCUGGCCGCCAUCGCCGCCGCCGCCGUCAGCCCCGGCGAGACGUUCGUCUUCCGGCACCACGACAACACCGAACUGCUGGAGAUCCUGGAGGACGUGCACUCGCGAUGUCCGGACAUCUCCGAUGUGUACGAGCUGUCGGAGACGUCAGUUCGAGGCGUGCCGCUGGCGGUCAUCGUCCUUGGAAAACAGCCGUCCAAGCAUACACCCCUGGUUCCGGAGUUUCGGUACAUCGCCAACAUGCACGGUAACGAGGUGCUGGGCCGUGAGCUGCUGCUCAAACUAGCCGACUAUCUCUGCGAGGAAUAUCGCAAGGAUAACCCCGAGGUCAUUCGUCUACUAGCCAGAACUCGUAUCCAUCUGAUGCCGACCAUGAACCCAGACGGAUGGGACAUCGCAACCAGAUCGGAGCACCGCGGCUAUGUGACCGGUCGGGCCAACGCCAACCGUGUGGAUCUGAACCGAGACUUCCCGGACCUGGACCGGCUGGCGUACCGUCUACAGGAGCAUCAGAUCGGAGCCAACAAUCAUCUGAUGGAUCUCGUGACGGGACUCGAUCAUCUGCCCCAGCCGGAGACGAUGGCCCUGAUGCGGUACAUCGUGGACCAGCCGUUCGUCCUAUCCGCCAACAUGCACGGCGGGGAUUUGGUGGCUAACUAUCCGUACGACGAGUCCAGGACAGGAUCGCCCACCGACUACUCCAAAUCGCCCGACGAUAACACCUUCAGGCAUCUGGCACUGGCGUACGCCCAGUCGCACGCGCGUAUGGGAGAUCCCAAGACGCGAGCCUGCGUCGGCUCCCACAACUUCUCCAGCACUGGGGGCAUCACCAACGGAGCCGCCUGGUACACCGUGGCAGGAGGCAUGCAGGACUUCAACUACCUGGCGUCGAACGACUUUGAGAUCACGCUGGAGCUGGGCUGCGACAAAUACCCCCCGAAGAGUGUGCUCGAACAGGAGUGGAAGGAUAACCUGCCCGCCCUCAUCAACUUCAUCUGGCAGGUUCACACCGGAGUAAAGGGUCUGGUGACAGACUCCAAAAACCGGCCCAUUGGCGGCGCCAUUGUGCACGUCAAGAACAUCACUCAAAUCAACGAUACCAUGAGCCGAAACCACGACAUCAACCAUGACGUCACCACAUUCCGUGACGGCGACUACUACCGGCUGCUGACGCCCGGAGAGUAUGAGGUCACGGUCUCGGCACCCGGCUACCUCUCCCAGAAACAGCGGGUCAACGUGGUGAACGCGCCGCAGUCCGAGGCGGCCGUGGCGCACUUCAAACUGGAGGACGACACUAGCGCCACCGCCGGCGUCGACGGCAGCCAGGCGAACUUUGAGGGCGGAUUCGAACUGGAGCGCCCCAGUGUGCCGGAGCAGGUCGAUGAAAACGGCCUGAGGGCAGGUCGUCUGGAGGCUGUGCGUCGCAGCUGGAUCAACUCACUCUACGGCACCGGGCGCAGCUACUGAAAACGGUAGACGCCGACCGAGACGACAGAAAAUGGUAGGAGAGGCGGUGUGGUAGCCAGCGAGGCGGAGAAGUUGGUCUUCUGAAAGCGGUAGAAUUGCCCGCGCAGUGGGAUGGUGAUCUUCUGGUGAUCUUCUGGUAUCGGUAGGGUAGAAUUUAAUCCUAUCGUGUGACUGCUGCUAUUCUAUUCGGGUCUACUGAUCUCAGAAGAUUAUACCGCUGCCAGCGGUUCCUGUGAUCGCACGCAUAGUCAAGGUGAUUUAUCCACUUCUUCUCGGCUCGCCGGAAGAACGAAGACAUGCCGAUGAACGAGAACUAGCAAAGAUGAUAAAUUUGAAUGUGAUACGCAGUAUAUAGCUGCGUGCCGAUUCGUAUGGCAUAUAUCUAGGUCCUGUUUCCAGUAUUGUACGUAAAGUUAAACAAACAAGCGGGCGAGAGGACCAUCAGAUUAGAGACAGUGGAAACACUAAGCACAAGCUUUACUAUAAGCGAAAUGCUAGUCGGACAUGUAGUUAUUUGCUUAUACAGUUUGGUACAGAGACUCCAUUUCAAUGCGUAGAAAAGAACGGCACUCAUUGACGUAACUCGUUACAGCUUAUCGGUUGUAGACAUAAAGAAAUUAGUUCAAUAUAAAUAUUACAUGUUCCUAUAUUUAUGAGUGCGGUUCUUUUCAAUGCAUUGACGUUUCUCUCCUAAAUCUGACAAGAUCGCACGCCAUUGAUUUGGUUUAAACUAGAUGGCGUUGUACCAUAUAUUGAUGUUUGCUGUAACAUGUUAGAUAUUUUAUUGGUAGAAUAUUUGAAGGAAAUGAUAAAUCAAUAUUUAUGUAUUUGUUCCGCCGCGAAUAUUACUCCAUGGGCGAAUAAAAUAUAUUUUUGGCCCUAAAUGUUGCAAGCAUAAUGUAUGUUGUGUUGGGUUUCGACGCUAAAACAUCUUUAAGCAUAUCCAGCGUCCUUCUUGAAAAAGCAAAAUAUAAGUAUAAAAUCUCG
Molecule: messenger RNA, 3046 nt
Organism: Amphibalanus amphitrite
Lineage: Eukaryota; Metazoa; Arthropoda; Thecostraca; Balanomorpha; Balanidae
Product: carboxypeptidase E-like
Exons: 10
Coding region: 473-2059 (528 amino acids)
Biological process (GO): proteolysis
Molecular function (GO): zinc ion binding; metallocarboxypeptidase activity
Source: RefSeq, a predicted model, not a curated record